Messenger RNA from Eimeria acervulina, 237 nucleotides. RefSeq lists its product as hypothetical. Lineage: Eukaryota; Apicomplexa; Conoidasida; Eucoccidiorida; Eimeriidae. The transcript is spliced from 3 exons. The record is from RefSeq and is a predicted model, not a curated record. Bases 1 to 237 code for a protein of 78 amino acids.
AUGCUCGCUAUCCAUCCCCACGUGCACAAGGUUCGCAUGAAGUCAAUGCCCAACGAAAUACCCGUGAGGUUGUGCGCGCAAUGCUGCGAAAGCAAGAGCACUCCCUUGCCUACAAAACGCACACCGUACUCUGAAGCACUGGAUAACCAGGAAUACCAGAGCAGCGGUGAAGGCGAGCAAAACAACGGUUGCCAAAGCCGCUCUAGUAAGUUUGAGCUUGUGCCUCCCUGUGGAUAA